CUUCCAUUUGUCGAUUUGUUUAUUUAUUUAUAUACAUUUACUAACUAAAACUUAUGUUAUAAUUCAAUGAGUUUUUAAUUUAUAAUAAUGGCUGCUCAAGACCGUAAUUUCUGCUGCGGCUGCCUCAGUGCGGAUCGAAAAAUGUUAGCACUUGAAGACUUUUGGACUAAGCAGUGUUUAUUGCAAAUUUUACGAGAAAUUCAGGUACAUAAACCAGAGGAGAAUGUUCCAAAAUGGUUGUGUUGGGAGUGCGAGGCGCUGCUGCGGCGCUUCACGAAGUUUAAACAGCAAGUUUCACAUAACUUUAAUAUGUUGCGGACAUAUAAUGUGCAGAAACUUGACAUGAAAUUUCCAUACCCGAACCCAAAAUUAACCAUUCACAAACUUAAUAACAUAAAUCUUCCUGAAAUCACUCCUGAACCAGAGACAGACAUACCGUUACCAAUAAAUGAAACAGACACGCCUCAAGAUGAUAUCAAACUCGAAACGGAUCAAAUCAAGUCCGAAAUCGAAUCGCAUUCAGACAACGAUGACUUACUUAUAAACUACGUACAGAAGAAGAAGAAGGUUAAAAAGAAGAGGAAAGAGCCUGAAUUGUUUAGAGAGAUAGAGCUGACAGAGACGGAUAUAGAGGGAGAGAGACGGGAGAUGGAGUUGAGCUUUGAGUAUGUGCACGCCAUGUUUCGGUGCGAGAGGUGUAUAGUUGCCUUUCCUAAUUCGGAGAUGAUGAAAGAGCAUGAGGCUGUGAAACAUGAGCUGAACGCCGCUCACCACAUAUGUCCAAUAUGCACCUGUUCGUUCGUAUCCGAGAUCUCUUACAACUACCACGCGAACAAACACAGGCGGCGCUACGAGUGUUGCGUGUGCCAGGCGCGCAUGCGCAGCAAGCGGGCCGCGCAGAAACACUACAACAACACUCACGGAAUUGAACCAAGUCCAGAGAACGCUCAGGUUGAGGAUACUUCAAUCACUAAUACAAACGGUGUAAAAUCUGAAGACACGUUCCCGUGCGAGCUGUGUGCGAAAACGUUCAAAUGGAAAACGUCGUUAAGGAAACAUUUGGAGACGCAUCGCAUAGAGGCUGGACAAAAGCGGCGGCCUUAUUGCGAGCCCUGCAAAAUGUCUUUCACCACGACGGCCAACCUUCAGAAGCACGUGAAGACCAGCUCCAAACACCAGAUACAGUUGAAACUCAGAAAGCUAGAAGACACUCUCCCAGAAGAUUCAACGUCUCCAGAGAAGCAGAGAGCGCAAAUAGAACAAAUCAAAUGUUCGGUGACGGCGGCGCGGCAGACGUACCCGUGCGCCCACUGCGGCGCACGCUUCCAGUGGCGAGGGAACCUGCUGCGGCAUCUGCAGAGCCAUACGGCCAGGGCAAAUGGCGAGCUGGUGUGCACGCCGUGCAACCGCACGUUCUCGUCGGUAGCCACAUACAAGCAACACAUGCGGUUGUCUAGAGCGCACGUGUCCGAACAGGAUUUCCCGCACUCGUGCUCCGAGUGCGGCCGCCGGUUCGCCAACAAGACGCGGCUGCAGGACCACGUCGACUGGGACCACAGGAGGCACUUCGCUCACCACUGCACUCAGUGUCAGAAGGUAUUCAAAAGCCACACGUCCCUGUAUCUCCACAAGCAGGUGGUGCAUAAGAAGGAACACGCCGAGCAUCUCUGCGACCAUUGCGGGAAGCCUUUCCCGAACCACGCGAAGCUCCGCAGCCACAUAAUCGCGCUCCACACGUCCGAAUCCCCCUACAAAUGUACCUCUUGCGCGGCUCGCUUCAGCUGGCACUCCUGUCUAUCGCGCCAUGUACGCAGAGUUCACAAGCGCAAGUGAUGUCUCUACACUUGAGUGCAAGUUACGCAAGUAUCUUGCGUGGCUAGGAUGCGCUAGCACUCAUGUCUCACGCCAUGUACGCAGAGUGCACAAACGCAAGUGAUGUCUCUACACUUGAGUGCAAGUUACGCAAGUAUCUUGCGCGGCUAGGUUACGCUAGCACUCAUGUCUCACGCCAUGUACGCAGAGUGCACAAGCGCAAGUGAUGUCUCUACACGAGUGCAA
This is a messenger RNA of Cydia amplana, 2058 nucleotides long. RefSeq names its product zinc finger protein 91-like. Gene Ontology annotation, molecular function: DNA-binding transcription factor activity; RNA polymerase II cis-regulatory region sequence-specific DNA binding. The transcript has 12 exons. The record is from RefSeq and is a predicted model, not a curated record. Gene Ontology annotation, biological process: regulation of transcription by RNA polymerase II. The coding region runs from base 88 to 1833 and encodes 581 amino acids. Lineage: Eukaryota; Metazoa; Arthropoda; Insecta; Lepidoptera; Tortricidae.